Messenger RNA from Ylistrum balloti, 1056 nucleotides. RefSeq lists its product as uncharacterized. The record is from RefSeq and is a predicted model, not a curated record. The transcript is spliced from 6 exons. Lineage: Eukaryota; Metazoa; Mollusca; Bivalvia; Pectinida; Pectinidae. The coding region runs from base 1 to 1056 and encodes 351 amino acids.
AUGUCAGUGGAUGGUCAGUGGAUGGCCAGUGGAUGUCACUGGAUGUCAGUGGAUGGUCAGGGGAUGGUCAGUGGAUGUCAGUGGAUGUCAGUGGAUGGUCAGUGGAUGUCAGUGGAUGGUCAGUGGAUGGUCAGUGGAUGUCAGUGGAUGGUCAGGGGAUGUCAGUGGAUGUCAGUGGAUGAUCAGUGGAUGGUCAGUGGAUGUCGUUGGAUGAUCAGUGGAUGGUCAGUGGAUGUCGUUGGAUGUCAGUGGAUGGUCACUGGAUGUCAGUGGAGGCCAGUGGAUGUCACUGGAUGUCAGUGGAUGCCAGUGGAUGAUCAGUGGAUGGCCAGUGGAUCCUCCUGUAAUGUGAUCGCCCAGGUUACAGAUGUCCUUAUUGACCUUAGUACAUACAACACAUCCCACGGCACUGUCGUCACUGUCGGCUGUAAACGAUUCGGACAUCGUGUGAUUGGUCCACAAAAUGUCACAUGUCUAAAUACCAGUGUCUGGAGUGAUACCACCCAACCAAAAUGUGCUUGGACUGGAGAAUUAAACACUUAUGAGAAGUUGGUGAUAGGUGUCGCUGCAUCGUGUAUUAUAUUGCUGCUUAUCUGCCUCGUCUUGAUUAUCUCCCUUGUUAUAUAUCGGCACAGCCGCCGACAACACAGCGAAAAAGAUUCUGACUCGGACAGUGGUCGGUUUCCACCUUAUGCAAUAAACCAUCAUGUUGAGCAUGCGUAUUAUCCACCUCCCAUGGUUCACAGGGGCAGUGGUCCUUAUAAACACCGAAUAUCACGACCAGCCCCUUACCAAAGGGGAGAUAAGUCUAAAUACAGAAAUACAGAUUAUGACAACCAAUAUAAUUAUCAGAAUGAGAGAAAUGGUUACAUCCAGAAUGGCACACCAUCUGAUUAUACCCGAGGAAAUUAUCACAACCAUGCAUAUGAUGGUGGCCAUCCAGAACAUCGCUAUCCUGUGGAGGUCACAACAAACCCAUCAGAUCAGGAUGCAUACAAAUGGAAUGGCCAUAUACCACGGCCCAAGUUGGGCCCAGAAGGACGAGAGCCGUUCUAG